AUGCUGGGAUCCACCUACUUGGACUACUUUCUCCGUCCCCACGACCUGAACAAUGUUUCCAGUGACUUGCAUCAUCUACUGCCACAGUGUGCGAUAGAUUGCUUAGCAUCCACCCUUGAGACGCUUUCGGUGUGCUCUCCUAACAAUGCCACAUGCUUCUGUGCCAAUCAACAUGUCGCUCAUAACAUUCAUAUGUGUGCUGAUAGAACAUGUACCAUCAAACAAGUCCUUACUGCGCUCAACAUCACAGCCAUCAUGUGUCAAAGGCCCGUUCGCAAUCGCUCAAACCAACCAUUGGCCGUUGCAAGCGUGAGCGGAAGUAUUGCUACAAUCUCAGUUAUGUUGCGUACCCUGGAUGCAGUCCUUAAUCGCUCCUUCCAUUGGGAUGACGCCUGUUCUCCUGGUGCUGGAUUGACCUUGAUCCCAAUGAACGCUAUACAGCUACGCGUCGCAUCUGCAGGUCUAGGCCGGGAUGCGUGGACGUUGUCUUUCGAAGACAUCACUUACAUACGCAAACUGGAAUGGCUGGGGAAAUUCUUCUACUGGCCCACAACUGCCCUUGCGAGACUGGCAUUGUUAUUCAUGUACCUCCGCGUACUUCCCAGAAAGAAGACCAGGACCUACACUUAUACCGGCAUGGCCCUCACAACUAUAUACUGGUUCAUCUUCCAAUUCAGCAUUGCCUUCUUUUGCAAACCCGUUUCUCUGGUGUGGACGGGCUGGGAUGGCGAGCACAAGGGCUCGUGCUGGGAUACAAAUUAUCUGAUACUGUCAGCUGCUGGAGCCGCAGUCUUCUUGAAUCUCCUUAUCGCACUUAUACCAGUUCCUGCUCUGUAUCAACAAUCGAUGACUUUGAGGAGGAAAGUAGAGGUGCUUGGCAUGUUCACUGUUGACACAUUCAUCCUCGCCGUUUCGUGUCUACGAAUAGGAUCCGUAAUCAACUAUGCCAAGUCGCUGAACCCCACCUGGGAUAAUACGCCCGCCAACUACUGGAGUGUCCUGGAAGCCAACACCAGUGUAUUCUGUGUCUGCAUGCCUGCCCUGCGUCACCUAAUUGUUCGCCGACUGUCCUUCUUCAGCGUCAAUCAUCCACGCAAUACAGUCUUCCCAAACGGCGAGAGCGUUGACUACCCAUGGGAACGCACAACGGCGCCCAGUGAGCAGAGUGUAAGGCCAUCCAAGGACACAAGUCGUGGUACAGACCAAGUGGCUAUAUCGGGAUAUCACCGAGCACAAGAUGUUGAGCUGGUUGAACUCUGCGAAGGGCCCAUGGGAGAGCACGUCUUGCUGAGACGGGGGAUCAAUGAUACAGACGACAUGACUGAGAGAAGCGCGCGGCAAGUGCCAGCAAUGCCAAGUUUCGAGGAUGACGACUGA
Messenger RNA from Bipolaris oryzae ATCC 44560, 1377 nucleotides. RefSeq lists its product as uncharacterized. The coding region runs from base 1 to 1377 and encodes 458 amino acids. The record is from RefSeq and is a predicted model, not a curated record. The transcript is spliced from 5 exons. Lineage: Eukaryota; Fungi; Ascomycota; Dothideomycetes; Pleosporales; Pleosporaceae.